Daucus carota subsp. sativus is the source of this 1162-nucleotide messenger RNA. RefSeq names its product transcription initiation factor TFIID subunit 13. Gene Ontology annotation, molecular function: protein heterodimerization activity. The transcript has 6 exons. The record is from RefSeq and is a predicted model, not a curated record. NCBI's taxonomy places the organism in Eukaryota, Viridiplantae, Streptophyta, Magnoliopsida, Apiales, Apiaceae. Bases 591 to 977 code for a protein of 128 amino acids. Gene Ontology annotation, biological process: transcription by RNA polymerase II.
CUUCAAAAGAAUCGAAACUUUUUAAUUGAAAACCUAAUUUCUGUAGAUUGUUUAAUUCCUUGGCGUUGGCCUUGUAGAAUACAUAUAGCUCAAUUCGCUCACAUAGACUUUGAUUUGGCUGUUUUAUAUGUGUUGUAUUGAUAUUUACGGAAUUUACUGCCUGUAAUGAUUUGUUAGAUUGGUGAUUGUUAAGUUAAUUCAUCUUACGAUAUUUUGAUAACACAGAUUAGGUAUUCGGCAGAAGAAUUGAAAUAAUGAGGGGAUUUUAUGAGACCUGAGCAUACAUUUGGGAAUGAUUGUUGUAUUCUUACUCAGGCGCUCGGUUAAGGGGAAAUGGAAUGUGAUUUUCAUUUGUUAUUGUCGGGUUAAGUGGUAUUGUUGGUUAGGAUGAGGAACUCAAUUUCGUUAAGUUGGUUUCUAAUUCCUUGGUUACCCCAUCAUGCCGCGAGAAUUGAAAUCAUUUCCGUGCCCGUUUCUCCUAAUUCUAGUUCCUGUUUACCAUCCAGCACCCCCUUGUUUGUAACCUGUUGAUUUCGGUAGUUUAUGAACAAUAUGGUAUGUAGAUCAAGAAAUAAGUUGGCGAGGACACAAUGAGCAACUCUGCAUCUGGAUCGUCUUCGAAAACGAGAGUUGGGUUGUCCCAGCAAUCAGAGCCUACAUUUAAGCGCAAACGAGCUGUAUUUCAGAAAGACUUGCAGCAUAUGAUGUAUGGUUUUGGAGAUGACCCCAAUCCCCUUCCAGAAACUGUGGCACUCGUGGAGGACAUCGUUGUUGAGUAUGUGACAGACUUGGUUCACAAGGCUCAGGAUAUUGCGUCUAAAAGAGGAAAGCUUUUAACUGAGGAUUUCCUUUACUUAGUACGGAAGGAUGCCCCAAAGUUUAACCGGUGCACUGAACUUUUGUCCAUGAACGAGGAGCUGAAACAAGCAAGGAAAGCUUUUGAAGUGGAUGAGGAGAAAUUGGCAACCAUAGAGUAGAAGUUGAUUAUGUUUAUUUUGUUUUGAAAAAUUAGAUGGCUUCUCCGGUAAUUACUAGUAGUACUAGUACAUGUUAUUCCAAAGUAAGUUUGGUUUAAUUUUUUAAAAAUCGGAUCGGUUCGGAUUUUUCCAGAUUGGGUUCUAGUUAUAUCCCGUUCGAAUAAUCGAUUUUUAGGCUUUUUUUA